AUGGUUAUUCCAUUAAUAGCCACAUUUUUGUUAAGAAUUUCUUCAAUUUAUCAGCGUGAAGUACUGUCAGUCCAUAUCGGCCAAGGCGGCGUCCAAAUGGGAAAUGCCUGUUGGGAACUGUAUUGCCUAGAACACGGCAUACAACCUGAUGGAAUGCUUCCACCUCAGAGUUGCUCCAGCGACGAAGGUUUUCAAACUUUUUUCAGCGAAACUGGCGGUGGAAAAUAUGUUCCACGAGCGGUAUUUUUGGAUCUUGAACCCACAGUCAUAGACGAGGUUCGAACAGGAACCUACCACCAGCUCUUCCACCCGGAGCAACUAAUUUCCGGCAAAGAGGACGCAGCGAACAACUACGCUCGAGGGCAUUACACCCUUGGAAAAGAGAUAAUCGACCUAGUUCUGGACAGAAUUCGCAAAACAGCGGACAUGUGUAGCGGUCUUCAGGGUUUCCUCAUUUUCCACGCGUUCGGCGGUGGUACCGGUUCAGGAUUCACCAGCCUACUAAUGGAACGUCUCUCGAUGGACUACGGAAAGAAGGCCAAGCUAGAAUUCGCCAUUUAUCCAUCGCCCCAAAUUUCCACAGCAGUCGUGGAACCUUACAACGCGAUCCUAACUACGCACACAACCCUGGAACACUCUGACUGCGCUUUCUUAGUAGACAACGAGGCGAUCUACGAUAUUUGCAGGAGAAACUUGGACAUCGAGAGACCAACUUACACGAAUCUGAAUCGACUGAUCGGGCAGAUAGUCUCCUCGAUCACAGCUUCGCUGAGAUUCGACGGAGCUUUGAACGUCGAUUUGACGGAGUUCCAAACGAAUUUGGUCCCCUAUCCGAGAAUCCAUUUUCCUCUGGCUACUUACGCGCCGAUCGUCUCCAUCGAGAAAGCUUAUCACGAGCAACUUACGGUCAUGGAGCUGACUUCGUCUUGCUUCGAACCAGCUAUGCAAAUGGUGAAAUGCAAUCCUCAGAGAGGGAAGUACAUGGCGUGCUGUUUGUUGUACAGGGGUGACGUGGUUCCUAAGGAUGUCAACGCUUCCAUCGCGACUAUUAAGACUAAGAGAGCGAUACAGUUUGUUGAUUGGUGUCCUACAGGGUUUAAGGUAGGAAUUAAUUAUCAACCACCGACGGUAGUGCCUGGCGGAGAUCUAGCCAAGGUGCAACGAGCUAUGGCGAUGCUCGCAAAUACUACUGCAAUCGCUGAAGCGUGGACGAGAUUGAACAGAAAAUUCGAUCUGAUGUUCGGGAAACGUGCAUUCGUCCACUGGUAA
This is a messenger RNA of Habropoda laboriosa, 1269 nucleotides long. RefSeq names its product tubulin alpha-2/alpha-4 chain-like. Gene Ontology annotation, molecular function: structural constituent of cytoskeleton; GTP binding. Gene Ontology annotation, cellular component: microtubule; cytoplasm. Lineage: Eukaryota; Metazoa; Arthropoda; Insecta; Hymenoptera; Apidae. The transcript has 4 exons. Bases 1 to 1269 code for a protein of 422 amino acids. Gene Ontology annotation, biological process: mitotic cell cycle; microtubule cytoskeleton organization. The record is from RefSeq and is a predicted model, not a curated record.